This is a messenger RNA of Betta splendens (Siamese fighting fish), 1347 nucleotides long. Its product is annotated as annexin A2-like. Gene Ontology annotation, molecular function: calcium ion binding; phospholipase inhibitor activity; cytoskeletal protein binding. The coding region runs from base 148 to 1161 and encodes 337 amino acids. Gene Ontology annotation, cellular component: cytoplasm. The transcript has 13 exons. The record is from RefSeq and is a predicted model, not a curated record. Lineage: Eukaryota; Metazoa; Chordata; Actinopteri; Anabantiformes; Osphronemidae.
GGAGUUGUAACUCAAGAGGAGGCAGUCUGAGUCGGGGCGUUUAAAGGGGAAGCGUUUUGCUCUGUCAGGAAAGUUAAACGUCCACGGACACUCAGACGUCGCCAGGUCAGAUCCUCUUCAUCUCAACCUUUACAACCCAGGACAACAAUGGCUUUGGUAGCAGAAUAUUUGGGACAGCUGUCUCUCAGCUUUGGGGCCAGUGAUCCUAAGUACCCGUCUGUGGUACCAGCUCUGGACUUUGAUCCUCACCGAGACGCUGCUAGAAUAGAGACUGCUAUCAAAACCAAAGGGGUGGAUGAGCAGACCAUCAUCGAUGUGCUGACAAAGCGGACCUAUAACCAAAGGAGAGAGAUUGCCUUUGCGUAUGAACAGCGGGCAAAGAAGGAUCUGAUCUCGGCCCUGAAGGCGGCUCUGUCUGGCUCCCUAGAAACUGUCAUCCUUGGACUGAUGAAGAGUCCGACCCAGUACGAUGCCACAGCCAUCAGAGAAUCUAUCAAGGGCCUGGGGACAGAUGAAGAAUCCCUGAUUGAGAUUUUGUGCUCACGCAGCAAUGAUGAGCUGGUGGAGAUCAAGAAGGUCUACAAAGAGUUGUUCAAAAAGGAACUGGAGAAAGACGUUGCAGGCGACACAUCUGGGAACUUCGCUAAGCUGCUCCUGGCUUUGGUUCAAACCAAGAGAGAUGAUCCAUCUUCUAUUGUGGACUAUGACAAGAUAGAUACAGAUGCCAGAGCGCUCUAUGACGCCGGAGUAAAGAUCAAAGGAACCGACGUGCCGACCUGGAUUUCAAUUAUGACAGAGAGAAGCGUACCUCACCUGCAAAAAGUAUUUCAGAGGUACAAGAGCUACAGCCCCUACGACAUGCAGGAGAGUAUUAAGAAGGAGGUCAAAGGAGAUCUGCAGGCGUCUUUCCUGGUGCUAGUUCAAUGCUUUGAAAACAAACAGCUGUUCUUCGCCAACAGGCUCAAUGAAGCCAUGAAGAGUAAAGGGGCAAAAGAGAAGGUUGUGACCAGAAUCAUUGUGUCACGCUGCGAGGUGGACCUGAAGAAGGUCUGCUCCGAGUACAAGGCCCACUUUGGACAGUCUCUGCAGAAGACUAUAUCGGAGCACACCAAGGGAGACUACCAGAAGGUUCUGCUGGGCUUGUGUGGACCAGAGGACUAAGAAUGAAUCAUCAUCAUCAUCAUCAUCAUCAUCAUCAUGUCUAAAUAUGGAGUGAUGGAUUAGGAUAAAGUCCUGCUUUUGCACAUUAACACAUUAACUCUCAUCAUUCUUCUUUGGCUAAAGUGAACCAUCUGUAUUAUUACUUACUUCGUUACAUCGAGAUGACAAUAAAGUCUCUUUGCUGGA